GGCACAACAUAGGGACCUCGGCUCCUCUCUUCUUCUUGUUUCGGCUAAGAGGCUUGGGGUCUCCGAUCCCCCGCCCCCUCUUCACAAUCCUAACCCUAACCCUAACCCUAACCCUCGAUCUUAGAGGAUAUUGGAGUUGGAGCCAUGGCGACGAGGGCUCUCUCGCAGAAGGAGGAGGACAUCCAGAUGAUGCUCGCUGCCGACGUCCACCUCGGCACCAAGAACUGCGACUUCCAGAUGGAGCGUUACGUCUUUAAGAGGAGAUCCGAUGGUAUCUUCAUCAUCAACCUUGGUAAAACUAGGGAAAAGCUUCAGUUAGCAGCUAGGGUUAUUGUUGCCAUUGAAAACCCCCAAGACAUCAUUGUUCAGUCUGCUAGACCUUAUGGACAGAGAGCUGUCCUGAAAUUUGCACAAUACACUGGUGCUCAUGCCAUUGCUGGAAGGCACACACCUGGAACCUUCACUAAUCAGCUUCAAACGUCCUUUAGCGAGCCCCGUCUCCUCAUUCUCACUGAUCCUAGAACGGACCAUCAGCCAAUUAAGGAAUCUGCUCUUGGAAAUAUUCCUACUAUUGCUUUCUGUGACACUGAUUCACCAAUGCGAUAUGUUGACAUUGGAAUUCCGGCCAACAACAAGGGGAAGCUCAGUAUUGGUUGCCUUUACUGGUUGCUGGCUAGGAUGGUUCUGCAAAUGCGUGGUACUAUUGCUCCUGGGCACAAAUGGGAAGUAAUGGUAGACCUGUUUUUCUACAGGGAUCCUGAGGAGGCCAAGGAGCAGGAAGAGGAAGCUCCUGUUGCUCCUGAGUAUGGUGCUGUUGCUGAGUAUACAGGUAUGAUACCAAAUGAUCAAUGGCCUGCUGAACAAUGGGCACCUGAUAGGGGAGCUGUACCUCCUGCUGUUCCUGCAGUGCCUGGAGUCGAUUGGACUGCUACUCAAGGUGCUGUAGCUGGUGAUGGAUGGGAUGCUGCUGCGGCUCCGACCACGGACCUUCCUCCUGUUGCCCCGGAUCUUCCUCCUGUUGCCCCGGCUAAUUGGGAUGGCCAGCCUCCUCCUGCCCCCUCAGGAUGGGAGAGCUAGCAUACAAAUGGAAUACAUCUCUUUUCUCCAAAAAAACAAGGAGAGAAAAAUAUUGAAUUAGGAUUCUUUUUUUUUAAUCUAAUUUUGAGUGGCUGCCAUGAGUUUUGAUCGUGGACUGUAGAUUAAGAGUUCAUCAUGGGCAUUGCUGCUGGAGGCUUAAUUUUCUUUUUUGUUUAACUAUCCAUUGAGAUUAAAUUUCGUAGGAGGAAAAAAAAUAUUGCUUCUCUAUUUUCUA
Phoenix dactylifera (date palm) is the source of this 1312-nucleotide messenger RNA. RefSeq names its product small ribosomal subunit protein uS2-like. Gene Ontology annotation, biological process: translation. Lineage: Eukaryota; Viridiplantae; Streptophyta; Magnoliopsida; Arecales; Arecaceae. Gene Ontology annotation, cellular component: small ribosomal subunit; ribosome. The record is from RefSeq and is a predicted model, not a curated record. Gene Ontology annotation, molecular function: structural constituent of ribosome.